Trichoderma asperellum CBS 433.97 is the source of this 332-nucleotide messenger RNA. The record is from RefSeq and is a predicted model, not a curated record. NCBI's taxonomy places the organism in Eukaryota, Fungi, Ascomycota, Sordariomycetes, Hypocreales, Hypocreaceae.
AAAAAAGCAACGCAAAAAACAUACAACAGCCGGUGUUCGCCAGUGGUCACCCACCUGACUACUAAUCUGCCUCUCAUUNGCUUGACUCUGGGAGAGCGGACGGGAUCCCGUAUAUUCCAAUGGAUAUGGUCGUAUGUGAUAGAACACUGUGUUGCUGGUAAUUAUAGAGCAACCACCAACGAAACGAUGUAAAAAUAAAAAACAUACAACAGCCGGUGUUCGCUGAUGGUCACCCACUCAACUACUAAUCUGCCGGUUAGUGGCUUGUCUAUGGGGGAGCAGACGGGACCCCGAAUUCUCCACUACCUAUGGUCGUAUGUGCUAAAUCAAGG